Molecule: messenger RNA, 408 nt
Organism: Anopheles maculipalpis
Lineage: Eukaryota; Metazoa; Arthropoda; Insecta; Diptera; Culicidae
Exons: 3
Coding region: 1-408 (135 amino acids)
Source: RefSeq, a predicted model, not a curated record
AUGCCAGCAAGUGUAUUAUCGAUAAGAUGGUGGCGUUUAGUAGCUAUUUGUUUGCUAGUGCUAGUUUUAAUAGAGCUCUGUACGGCACAGCGCGUUCGUCGCCGUCAUCCACAUUAUCCUAAAUUUGAAAUACUAUGGCCUUUACACUGGGUUAGUGCAGCGUACGUUUGGGGGUUCCUGAAGCUGGGUGCCAUUUUUGCCGGUUUGAUGCUACUGUUUGUCUUUCGCAAUCUGUCCUGGAGUAACAGUCCAACGUAUAUCGAUCACGAUACGCCUGUCUAUCACUUUAGAGGCUUCAAUGCUGGGAUGUGGGAUGUAAAGGACACCGGAACCAGUAACGAUGAGAUACUAUAUUGGACUGACAAAAUUGAACAAGCUGUAGCAAAAUUUGGAGAAAAGAGACAAUAG